UGAGAUGGCUUCUCGUCGUCUGAAAUCUUUGAAAUCGUUUUGUUUGCAGAAAAUAGCAAGAAACUUUGAAACAUUCUGGUUUAAACCUUUUGAGGAGCAAUUUAGCUCAGCAGGAAAACUUCUCCACGUUAUUGGUCCUUUUGAUGACCUCACCAGUGAAUUGAAUCAAUAUUUGUUGGAUGUUCUGGUGAAAGAAAAGUUACUUAAGACAAAAUAUUUACAACUCCUUAUCAGUAGCAGACUAGUGGAGUUAAAUUUGAGCAAGGCACCAAAUUAUGUGUACAGUGAUGGUAUAGUAAAUUGCAUAGCUGAUAGAUGUCAUAAACUAACAAAGCUGAAUUUAUCCUACUGUAAUAAAGUAUCUUCCAGAGCCUUAGAAAAUGUUGUAACCCAGCUGUUAACACUACAGAUUCUCAUCCUUAAAAGUACUAAAUGUGACGAUAAAGUUCUCAUUGCAAUAAGUCAGUAUAGCUGUGAUUUACGACAUUUAGACGUUUCAAGUUGCAAGAUAUCACAGCGAGGAUUAAAUGCCUUGUGCUCAGAUGACAGUCAUCUGCCAUGUCCAAAGUUACAGACUUUGAGGAUAAGAGAUUGUGGAGUGUGUAAACCAUCAAUUACCAUAGAUCGUGUUGCCUCAUUGUUACUACAAAGAACAAAGACAUUUGACCUUGACUAUGACAAGAUCCAUAUGGUGUUGUCCAGAAUUCACAAACUUAACAAUUCACCUAAUAUUAUCACUCCAAAUCUCCAGUAUCCCAGAAUUCAAUGUUUAGAUUUUGGAACUGAAGAUAUCUUCACUACUGAUGUUGAGUUAAUCUGUAAAUAUUGUCCUAAUAUUACAAUGGCAGCAUUAAAUCCAGUUGCACAUGAUGACCAAGUCCUUCAACUUAUGACUUUGAAGCAUUUAUGCCAUUUAGAAAUUGUUUCCGACACACAUGACGGUGUGACCUUAUCAUUUGAAGGAUCAGUUUCACCCUUGUUAUGCAGUGUUGGCAUGUAUCUUCAAGUCUUGUUGCUUAUAGAAUUAACUGAUGUAUGUUUAUACACAAUUGGUAAAUAUUGUCCUCAUCUGAAAAAUUUGAACUUAAUGGUGUCUACAUUACAGGACAACAGAAGCCAUUUUCCAGACAAGAUGACAUGUUAUACAGAACUUGAACAGUUUAAAUGUAUCAUUAUCGGUGAGAAUGACAUGCUACCAGAAGAUUCUCUGUCAGUCGUUUUGAAAAAUUCAAAAGACUUGCGGUCACUUUUAUUGACCAAUAUACAGUUUCUGACCACUGAAGAACUUGGGCGUUAUAUAAAUCAUAAUGCUUUGCCAAACUUGGAAGAGCUAGAAUUGACUAAUUGUAAUCAUAUUGAGGGUUCUAUAUUUUAUCAUUUUUUAACUAUUUCGCAAUGUUUGACGAACUUAACAUUAGAUGUUUGUCAGCAAGUAACAAGGGCUGACUUUUCAAAGUUGUUAAAAUAUUCAGAACAGCAUCUACCACAACUUCAGGUACAAUGGACAUGAUCUGAAUAAAAGUUAUUGUACAAUUCCAUCAUAGAACAUUUUUGUAAGUCUUAUUGACCAAUCAGAAUCUGAAACUAUCAGCUUUACCGAGAAAAAAAAACGAGACAAUAUACCUCCAUGCUAAAAUCAUGCAGCCAUAUACAAAAACAGUGAACAAAAAUUCCAAAUGUGCCAUUGUGGCCUUAGAACAAAGAAUAAAUUUGAUAUUUCUCUUUAGACAUCAAUGGAUUUAGACUAGUAUUGUUAUACCUCACGGUGAAUAACCUCGACAGAUUGUACCGUCCGAUGAAUAACCUUAUUAUUAUUCACUGCCGCUGAGGCAAAUAUUUGUUUUGUAUAAUAAAACAGUUACAACCCUAUGAGUUGGGAGAUAUCCAAAAUUGUCAACCAUGCUAAGGGUUAUUCCCCUCGGGCUAUUUGACAAUUUUAGAUAUCCCCCUCCUCAGAGGGCCGUAAUUGUAUAUUAUUAUUUAUCUUAUCAAACAUCUCUUUAAUGAACAAAAAAUCCAUUUGUCACUUGAGAAAGGCUGAGCACAAAAUUCAAAACUUGGACUGAGUGAUCAUUUGACAUGAAUGAUUUAAACAUUUUCAGUUUUUUGUAAUUACUGGUUUACUAAAGAACAAAAGAAAACAAGAAUCAACAUUAAGCAAAACUAGGGUUUUUCAUGUUUAUUUCCUGUAUAGCCAGUGAUUUAAAAUUGUGUUGUUUUGAUUUGAAACAAACAGGAAAAUUUUAAUAGUCAGAUAAUAAGCACUUUAUUCCAAACAAAUUAACUAAAGUCUACUGGAAUGUAUAAAAUCUAUGAGAAAAAAAUAUAAAUAUCUUCCAGACUAUAUUUAAAUAUCUUUAUUUUGCAUGGCUAUCAUGCCAUCCUUUAGAAAACUAUUGUGUCAACCUACUUGUGAUGCAAACUGACAUUUUAACCAUGAUUUCGAUGAAUUUAUAAAGUUCAGACAUCACUGCUUAAAUUAUUUAAGUCAAGAUAAAUUAUAUUGAUUGUUCAAAAUUCAGAAUUUCUGAAAUACAUGUUGAGAAUCUAUUUUAUUAGUUUGAGAAAGAGGCUUCUCAAGUAGCACUGAGUAUAAUUACAAAAUUCACUUCCUGUGUAAAUAUAUUUUUGGGCAACAGUUGAGCUCAAUAUUAUAUUUCUCUGCAAGUGCAUGUCUAAUAGUCAAUGGGUCAUGUUAUCAAAUUUGCUGUAAAAGCAAUGAAAAGGACAUACUUUAAUUAGUUGCAGUGUUUUAUUUAAAUUCAUCCAUUCAACAUUUUAUUCUGCAGAUUGAAGAAAAAUUGAAAUUCAUUUGAUAUAAGGGCUACUGUGGAAAUAAAUAAUACAUCUCCUUACCAGUUGAACAAAAAAUGUUCUUUACAUGUGUAAUUCAGGUUUUUAAGAAUUUUUAAUUAGGUAUAUUUUUAUGUUGUUCAGUUUUAUUUACAGAAAAUGUUACAUAACAUGUAUUUAUAGAUUUAAUUGUUAAAUCUUUGUCUUUCACGUAAAUAUUGAUUAUAGGUUAUUGAGUUUAUUGGGAUUUGAAUUGAUAUUCUACUUUGUUACUUGUGAAUAAUUAGAAAAGCAAUAUUGAAAUAGAGAAAACAAAUAUCUUUUGAUUGAACAACAUUCUUAGAUUUACAUCUGAACUUCACAUAGCUCCACUUUUCUUGAUGUGCAUUCAUCAGAGUUCCCCCAUCAAUGGGAAGAUAUAGAUGAUCUAACAUUUUUUUUAUCCCCCCCCCCCCCCAUUAUUACCACAAAACACAGAUCAAGUUCGAAUUUGGGUGGAGUCACUUCUCCCGUUCUUGAGAUGUGCCUCUUUAUAACUUUAUAUGUAAGGGGGGCAUCAUCUGUGUCCCAUGGACACAUUCUCCAUUUAUUAGUCCCCUUCCGACGAAGUCGAAGGGGACUUUUAGGUUUGCACUCCAUCCGUCUGUCUGUCUGUCUGUCUGUCUGUCUGUCUGUCUGUCUGUCUGUCUGUCUGUCUGUCUGUCUGUCUGUCUGUCUGUCUGUCUGUCUGUCUGUCUGUCUGUCUGUCUGCUGUCUGUCUGUCUGUCUGUCUGUCUAGCCGUCAGUCCGGCAAAUCAGUUUUCCACACUUUUUUUUUCGUGCUUGAAGUAUAUAGUUUUAUCAUGACAAGUUACAGAUCAAGUUCCAAUAUUGAUUCGGUCUGAUGAUUUUGUACAGAGUUAUGGUCCUUGGACUUAGAAAAUUCACUUAAAUAACCAUUUUUCCAACACUUUGUUAGCUCACUGGGGCCCGAAAGAGCCCCAUGUGAGCUUAUGCCAUCACUUAGCGUCUGUCGUCGUCAUCGUCUGUCGUCGUCGUCUGUUGUCGUCGUAAACUAUUUAAAAAAUCUUCUCCUCUGAAACUACUGGGCCAAAUACCUUCAAACUUUAAUUAAAUGUUCCUUAGGGUAUCUAGUUUAUAAAUUGUAUCCGAAGUUUUGAUCAAUCGACAAACAUGGCCGCCAUGGCUAAAAAUAGAACAUAGGGGUCAAAUGCAGUUUUUUGCUUAUAUCUCAAAAACUCAAGCUUUUAGAGCAAAUCUGACACGGGGGUAAAAUUGUUCAAUUGGUCAAGAUCUAUCAGCCCUGAAAUUUUCAGACAAAUCGAACAACUCAUUGUUGGGUUGCUGCCACUAAAUUGGUAGUUUUAAGGAAAUUUUGCAGUUUUUUGUUAUUAUCUUGAAUAUUAUUAUAAAUAGAUAUAAACUGUAAACAGCAAUAAUGUUCAGCAAAGUAAGAUCUACAAAAAAGUUGAUAUGACCAAAAUUGUCAAUUGGCCCCUUAAGGAGUUAUUGUCUUUAAAAGACAAUUUUACACGAUUUGUUCAUCAAGUUUGCUAACAUUUAAAAAUCUUCUCCUCUGACACUACUGGGUCAAAUACCUUUAAACUUCAUCUAAAUGUUCCUUAGGAUAUCUAGUUUAUAAAUUGUAUCCGAAGUUUUAAUCCAUCGACAAACAUGGCCGCCAUGGCUAAAAAUAGAACAUAGGGUCAAAUGCAGUUUUUUGCUUAUAUCUCAAAAACUCAAGCUUUUAGAGCAAACUGACAUGGGUAAAAUUGUUCAAUUGGUCAAGAUCUAUCAGCCCUGAAAUUUUCAGACAAAUAGAACAACACAUUGUUGGGUUGCUGCCACUAAAUUGGUAGUUUUGAGGAAAUUUUGCAGUUUUUGGUUAUUAUCUUGAAUAUUAUUAUAGAUAGAUAUAAACUGUAUACAGCAAUAAUGUUCAGCAAAGUAAGAUCUACAGAAAAAUUAAAUGACCAAAUUUGUCAAUUGACCCCUUAAGGAGUUAUUGCCCUUUAAAGAAUUUUACGAAAUGUGUUCAUCAAGUUUGCUAACAUUUAAAAAUCUUCUCUUCUGAAACUAUUGUGCCUAAUACUUCUUAACUUUGAAUGAAUGUUCCUUUAGGAAUCUAGUUUAUGAAUUGUAUCCGAAAUUUUGAUCCAUCAACAAACAUGGCCGCCAUGGCUAAAAAUAGAACAUAGGGGUGAAAUGCAGUUUUUGGCUUAUAUCUCAGAAACUAAAGCAUUUAGAGCAAAUCUGACAUGGGGUUAAAAUGUUCAAAAGGUCAAGAUCUAUCAGCCCUGAAAUUUUCAGACACACCGAACAUCCCAAUGUUGGGUUGCUGCCACUAAAUUGGUUGUUUUAAGGAAAUUUUGCAGUUUUUGGUUAUUAUCUUGAAUAUUAUUGAAGAUAAAGAUAAACUGUAAACAGCAAAAAUGUUCAGCAAAGUAAGAUCUACAAAAAAGUUUAUAUGACCAAAAUUGUCAAUUAACCCCUUAAGGAGUUAUUGCCCUUUAAGGACAAUUUUACACAAGUUGUUUUAUGUUUUUUUAACUUUAAAAAUCUUCUCAAAUGAAUCUAGUAUAAAUUUUGUAUUUCAUUUCCUUGUACGUCACUAUGGCUAAAAUGGAACAUAUGGGUAAAAAGCAAAAAUAAUCAUUGAUGAAAGAUUUAAGCAAAAAAAUUAACAGGUGAGCGAUUCAGGCUCUUGAGAGCCUCUUGUUUCGUCAUGCUUGAAGAUAUUGACUUGACAUUUGUUAUAAAGUUUACACCAUGACAAGUUAUAGAUCAAGUGAGCAUUUUUUUCCAGUACAAUGAAUUUUUAACCUGUAGGGGACUAUGUAUUGCCAUGCAAUACUCUCAGAAUGCUUGUUUUUAUUAUUAUACCAUCUGCAAACAAAAUUUUUGGGGAGUAUAUAGGAAUAACCCUAUCAAUCUUGUCUCUAUGUCUAUCCAUGUGCCUUGUAAGAUAUAAUUGAUUGUAAAUUUUACACAGCUGUAGUUCACUACCCCUGGUUCAACAUGUUCAAGGGGAGAUAAUCAAAUUUACUUCCUUUAAUAAUGCAGUAUGUGGUAAUAACUUGUAAGCGUAAAUACAACUUAUCAGUUACACCAAGACAGAUAUUGAUGAAACUUCAUACAGUUGCUCAACACUACCUUAGGAUUUUCAUAAAGGAAUAUAAUCCCAGUCCUGUUCAAGGGGAGAUAAUGGAACUGACUUACUUCAAUAUUACAAUAUGAGUAAUAGUCUCUCCUAUGCUAGUGCAUUGCAAACUUUUAAGACUUCUUGACCUUGAUAAGUGGUUUUUAUGUUUUAAUGAUGAUCAAAACAAUUCCUUUUUAUUAUGUAUUUGAUAUUUAAAUUUGUGAAAUGAUAUUUCAUUAAACUCUUUAUGAACAAGAGAAGCCUUGAAAAAAAGAUCUUAGACCUUUACCCAAAUUGAAAAUAAAUUUGUGAUAACCUGACUUACUGAUAAGUGUUUUAUGUACAAAUGUUAUAUACUUAUAUGUUAAUCAGUAUGAUGGUAAGUGGUGCAUAUAAAAUAAAUGCAAAAGGAACAAAGGAAGAUGACAAGGUACUGUAAUGUGUAUUCAAUAAUGCUGUGCAUAUUUUAAUUCUUUUCCUUAUCUUUUUAUAGUGGAUCAGUAAAAUUGUAAUUCAAUAAUAAUUGUGAUAUAUUUAUAUAUGAAUUUUAAAAAGAUGUAGUAUAUAUAUAUGUAUAACCUAUUUAUAGAAUACAGAUUUCAAAAGAA
This is a messenger RNA of Mytilus californianus (California mussel), 6543 nucleotides long. RefSeq lists its product as uncharacterized. NCBI's taxonomy places the organism in Eukaryota, Metazoa, Mollusca, Bivalvia, Mytilida, Mytilidae. Gene Ontology annotation, cellular component: SCF ubiquitin ligase complex. The transcript has 4 exons. Gene Ontology annotation, biological process: SCF-dependent proteasomal ubiquitin-dependent protein catabolic process. The record is from RefSeq and is a predicted model, not a curated record. Gene Ontology annotation, molecular function: protein binding. Bases 5 to 1510 code for a protein of 501 amino acids.